UUCCGCGCGGUCAAACGAAGCGAGAGAAAAAAAAAUUUCUUAAAAACAAAACAAAAAAAAAAAAAUCCUCGAGACACCGAGCGAGUGAGCGAGCGGCGGCGAGGCGGCCACCGACGACGACCGCCGGAGCCGGAGCCCGGCGGAGAUGGAGAUGGAGUCCAAGUACGCGGCGCUGCGGCGCGCGGCGGAGGAGGCGGCGGCGGUGGACGCGCACGCGCACAACCUCGUCGCCGACGGCUCCGCGUUCCCCUUCCUCCGCUGCUUCUCCGAGGCCGACGCCGCCGACGCCCUCGCCCUCGCUCCCCACACCCUCUCCUUCAAGAGAAGCCUGAGGGACAUCGCUGCAUUGUACAACUGUGAAGCUUCACUUGAGAAGGUGGAGGAGUUCAGAAGGGCUGAAGGGUUGUCGUCUAUAAGCUCAAAGUGCUUCAAGGCUGCCAACUUAUCUGCAAUUCUUAUAGAUGAUGGCAUAGACUUUGACAAGAUGCUUGAACUGGAGGCACACAAGGCGUUUGCUCCUACAGUUGGCAGAAUUCUGAGGAUUGAAAAGCUGGCAGAAACAAUUAUUAAUGAUGAAUCAUUCAGCGCAUCAAGCUGGACACUUGACUCUUUUACUGAAAUUUUUGUCACUAAGCUGAAAUCAGUUGCCAACAAAAUUGUUGGAUUGAAAAGUAUAGCUGCAUAUAGAAGUGGCUUAGAGAUUGAUCCAAAUAUUAGCAAGACAGAUGCAGAGGAUGGACUACGUAAGGAGUUAUCAGGUCAGAGGCCUCUUCGGAUUACAAAUAAGAACCUGAUUGACUAUCUAUUUACUUGCAGUCUUGAAAUUGCUGUAUCAUAUCACCUGCCAAUGCAGAUUCACACAGGAUUUGGAGAUAAGGACCUGGACUUGCGAAAGUGCAACCCUCUCCAUCUGCGUGCUGUUCUUGAGGACACAAGAUUCUCUAAGUGCCAAAUUGUUCUUUUACAUGCCUCUUAUCCAUUUUCAAAGGAAGCAUCAUAUCUAGCAUCAGUGUACUCCCAGGUAUACCUUGAUUUUGGCUUGGCAAUUCCAAAACUUAGUGUUCAAGGAAUGACAUCAUCAAUUAAAGAGCUCCUUGAGCUAGCUCCCAUAAAGAAGGUCAUGUUCAGCACAGAUGGUUAUGCUUUUCCAGAGACAUAUUACCUAGGUGCAAGGAGGGCACGUGAUGUUGUUUAUCGUGUACUCUCAGCUGCAUGUGAAGAUGGUGACCUUAGCAUUCAAGAAGCUAUUGAAGCAGUUGAGGACAUAUUUAGACGAAAUGCAUUGUAUCUAUACAAGUUGAAUGUUGCCAACGGGUCAGUCGGUCAGAUAACAGCAAUAGCUGACAACGGCAUACCAUUAUCUGAACAAGAUGUGCUCUUUGUUCGAGUCGUCUGGAUUGAUACUUCAGGUCAACAUAGGUGCCGCGUUGUGCCAGCCGGAAGAUUUUAUGAAAUUGCUAGGAAAAAGGGUAUUGGUCUGACUUUUGCAUCGAUGGGAAUGACUUCAUUUACUGAUGGCCCAGCAGAUGGAACAAACCUUACUGGUGUAGGAGAGAUCAGGCUUAUGCCGGAUAUGUCAACACUAUUGAGGCUUCCAUGGUCAAGACGCGAAGAAAUGGUAAUGGCUGAAAUGCAUAUAAGGCCUGGGGAAGCCUGGGAAUACUGUCCCAGAAAUACCUUGAGAAAAGUCACAAAAGUUCUGCUAGAUGAGUUUAAUGUGACAAUGAUGGCAGGUUUUGAGAAUGAAUUUUUCCUACGUAAAAAAGUAGUAAGUGGUGAAAAGGAGCUGUGGGUCCCAUUUGACAAUACCCCCUACUGCUCAACUACAGCAUUCGAUGGUGCAUCAUCUGUGUUGCAAGAAGUAUAUACUUCUCUUAAAGCGGCGGAAAUUGUGGUUGAGCAGCUGCAUGCUGAAUCUGGAAAAGGGCAGUUUGAGAUAGCCUUGAAGUAUGUGUUGUGCACUCUUGCUGCUGACAAACUGAUAUAUGCCCGUGAGAUUAUUAAAUCAGUUGCUCGAAAGCAUGGGCUACUUGCAACUUUUCUUCCAAAACCUGACUUGAAUGAUAUUGGAUCCGGUUCUCAUGUGCAUCUGAGUUUAUGGGAAUUCGAUCAGAAUGUGUUCAUGGGAUCAAGUGAAUAUAAUUACUAUGGAAUGUCAAGAAUCGGAGAAAGCUUCCUUGCUGGAGUAUAUCUCCAUCUUCCAUCAAUCUUGGCAUUCACUGCUCCUCACCCAAACAGCUACAACCGAAUUCAGCCAAACACAUGGAGUGGUGCAUAUCAGUGCUGGGGGAAGGAGAACAGGGAGGCUCCACUGAGAACUGCAUGCCCACCUGGGAUACCUCUUGAUCUCGUCAGCAACUUCGAAAUUAAAUCCUUCGAUGCGUGCGCAAACCCGCACUUGGGCCUUGCUGCUAUAGUUGCUGCUGGGAUUGAUGGACUCAGGAGAAGCCUUACGUUGCCUGAACCAACUGAAUCAAACCCUGCAGGUUAUGCCUCCAACUCCAAGCUCAAAAGGAUGCCGAAGGACUUGAUGGAAUCUGUCGAAGCACUAGCUGCAGACAAAAUCAUGCAUGAAUUGAUCGGCGAUAAACUUGUCACUGCCGUUAUUGCUGUACGAAAGGCUGAGAUCGAUCACUACGAGAAGAACCCUGCAGCAUUCGCCGAUCUCAUUCACCGUUACUAGGGUGAAACACUAGUUAGUUCCACGGAGCAAAGAGGAUUACGAGUGAAUUACUACGACCCACGAAAUUGCUUAUUCUCGCGUCCUUUUCCGCUGUACUUGCAGUUGCAGUAAUUUUUUUUUGAUUGAAUAACUGGUUUUAGAUUUCCAAAAAAAGGGCACUUGGCAAACUCAUCCUUCUAGAGAAAAUAAAGCAAUUCACCAAUCA
Oryza sativa Japonica Group (Japanese rice) is the source of this 2888-nucleotide messenger RNA. The record is from RefSeq and is a predicted model, not a curated record. NCBI's taxonomy places the organism in Eukaryota, Viridiplantae, Streptophyta, Magnoliopsida, Poales, Poaceae.